AUGGAAACAUCCCCCCGCAAGGACAGCGGCUUCACCGUGACCGAAUUGGAGAGUUCAUCCCCGGCUUGUCUUCGGCAUGUCGGGGUGGUCAACGAUGACGGUCCGCCGUGCAGCCGACUCUCCCCCUACAUCCUCCCGUUCGUCAAUGCCCUCCAAGACGCCGGCCAUGUCGUCUCCGUCGCCAUCCCUGCCGCCUCGCGCUCCUGGAUCGGCAAGGCGCAUCUGAUCGAAGCCUCCCUGAGAGCCACCUACGUGCCGCCUGCCGCCUUCCGCAACGACGCCACCUGGGACGAGGAAUGCGCAUCCACCGAUGACCGCGAUGAAUGGGUCGUGAUCCGCAACGGCACGCCCGCCAGCUGCGUGCAACUCGGCCUCUUCAACCUCUUCGCGGACCGCGGGCCCUUCGACCUCGUGAUCUCCGGCCCCAACCACGGCCGCAACGCCUCCACCAUCUACAACCUCUCGUCCGGCACCGUCGGCGGCGCCCUCGAGGCCGCGACCUGCGGGAAGCGCGCCAUCGCCAUCUCCUUCGGCAGCAAGGACCCCCAGCCCGCCGACACCAUCUCCGCCGCCUCGCGACUCGCCGUCAAGCUCGUCGACCACCUGUCGCGCCACUGGGACGAGCGCGUCGAGCUGUAUAACCUGAAUAUUCCCAUGCGGGCCGAUGUCGAGACCAAACCGAUUCAAUAUACCCGCGCCCUGCCGUACUACUGGGCCCGGGGAUACCUGUACGCCGAGGAGCCGGCGCAAGAGAAGACGACAACGACAACAACGACGAACGGCCUGACAAACGGAACGACACUGACCAAUGGCGCCGCCAAGGCAGUCAACGGGUCCUCGUCGCGGUUAAAGGAGCGCAGUUUCAACUGGUCCGCGCAGCUAUCGGAUAUGAAGAAGGCGCUGCAGGCUAGUGAGGAGGGGACGGAUGCGCAUACGGUGCUGAAUGGAAAUGUUAGUGUGACGGCCCUCUGUGCGAAUUUCUGGCAUGUGCCCGGGCUGGAUGGACCGUUGGAGUUGGGCAAUUGA
Messenger RNA from Aspergillus melleus, 1026 nucleotides. It is a transcript of the gene PBY1, whose product is annotated as 5'/3'-nucleotidase SurE. Lineage: Eukaryota; Fungi; Ascomycota; Eurotiomycetes; Eurotiales; Aspergillaceae. Gene Ontology annotation, molecular function: hydrolase activity. Bases 1 to 1026 code for a protein of 341 amino acids. The transcript has 3 exons. Gene Ontology annotation, cellular component: P-body. The record is from RefSeq and is a predicted model, not a curated record.